AUGACCGGUGAGCGGCUCGAGGAGGAGAUCAAGGAGUUGAAGGGUCUGCUGGCCACAGAGCGGCAGCAGCUCUCUGAGGAGUCCCAGCGGGAGAAGGCGAGGGCCCAGGACUUGGAUCAGCAGCUGGCGGAGAUCCGCAGCCAGGCUGUGACCCUCAAGGGCCAGCUGGACGCGGCGAACGUGGAGCUGGAGACCAAUCGCCUUGACUGGGAGCAGAAGCUGAGGGACUCGGGUACGGAGAAUGGGAAGCUGGAGCGGGAGAAGAAGGAGCUGCAGGAGGCGGCCCUCAAGGCGGAGCAGAAGUACCAAGAGGAGGUGAAGCUCCACGCCUCGGAUGCCAAGGAGCUGAGCAGCGCCCAGCAGCGACUGCUGGACCUCGAGAGGGGCUCUCAGCAGCUGAAGCUGCGGCAACAAGACUUGGUGUCGGAGGCGGAACAUGCCCGAGAGGAACGGGCCGAGGAGCUCAUCUCCCUUCGCCGCCGUAUGGAGCAAGCCGAGGAGCAUGCUCGCCGGCUGGCAGAGGAGAAUUCUCGCUACCGCGAACAGAUGGUGGACUUCGGCCGUGCAGUGGAGGGCGAUGCAGUGCGAGAGCAGGUGCUUGCAGAGAUGAAGAAGGCCCGAGAGAUCGGGGAGCUGGAAAGGCACCGCCUGGAGCUGCAGAAGACGCAGGCGGCGGAGGACGGCAAGGCGCUGCGCAGCGAGAACCAGCGGCUCCGGGAGCAGCUGGCGAAAGAGCAGCGAGAGAACUGGCGACUGCAGAAAGACUGCAAAUUGGAGCAGCAGUGGGGGAGCCAAG
Messenger RNA from Effrenium voratum, 796 nucleotides. The record is from the annotation of a GenBank genome assembly. Lineage: Eukaryota; Dinophyceae; Suessiales; Symbiodiniaceae.